CGUACAUCGACCUGUGCGGACCUCCGCCUCGAUCGUCGUCCUCCUCGUUUCCUUGUCGCAAUGUGACUCCCCCCCCCUCUUUUUUUCCUCCGCUGCCACUCUUGCUCUCCUUCCUGACACCUGAUCGCAAUUGUCUGUCUCGUGCCAUGGCCCGUUGGCGAUAGGUGCCUUUGUGGGGGAGACGUUUCGUGACCGGUCGCCAGCCUUGUUCACGUCCCGACAGCCUUUUAAAUUGCCCUGAGACCCGAGGUUCCCACCAGAGCACGCACGUUGAUCGUGCUUGCGAGCCACUUCUCCCGUUGGUAUUGUGCAGACCUUUUUCACCUGCUUCGUGCGGCCAUGGAUUUAUCUUUUCGGAGCCGCAAGCGAAGCAGGGACGAUGAGGACGAAGCUUUUGGUGUGCGCAUCGAAGGCGUGCCCGCUGACAAGAAACAUCGAGGCAUUGCUGCUUUGCAGUCGACGCCAUGGCUGCAUGACUACACGGAUGUCCGGCCCUCGAUGAACAGAGCGCAAUCGCUGCCCUUUCGUCUCGAUCAUUCGGCCCCUCUUUCGCAGCCACCAUCCAUCAUCGAGACGACCGAAGCGGGCCACUCGCCCACCGAUUCGAGCAGCGGCGACUCGCCGGCGGACCUCGCGGACGAUGUGGACAUGAACGCGGUGGACCACCACGUCUCCAUCGCCGGCUCCGCCUCCCCGCCUUCUCCCUUCACGAAGUCGUACCCGCAUCUCCUGCGCCCGGACAAGCUCAACUCGCCCGGGCUCGACGCCUUCGCAGGCAGGAUCCCUACGCCCAUCCACUCCAACUUCAACCUCGCGCAGACCCCGCUCGGCGCCGCCCCUCCAGCUCCGACGCGCAGCCGCACCGACUCGCUGCUGCCCGUGGCAACGAACUCUGUCGACGUGAGCGCCCUGCCCCGCUUCGCGGUGCCCAUGCGCAACAUUCUCGAGAACGACUACGUGAUGCCCUCCCCCAUCGCCGAGUCCCCGCUGGUGGAGGACUCGAUGGAGCUCGAGGCUGGGUUCCCCUCCAGUCAGCUCUCGCGCCUGAGCGUGUCGCAGGACGGCAUGGACAUGGACGACGAGCCCAUCUGGUCCUCCCAGCACCACGUGCAGCACUCCACGUCGUCUUCGUCGGGCUCCUCUGCCGACACCCUGUCCUUCGACGUUAUACCGCCCACGCCCACCACGCCGGGACGCGUGGGCAGAGCGAGGAGCGGCGCGUUCAGCGCCAGCAACACGCCCCAUCCGCAGGAGAAAGGCGGCCGCAGAGUUGUGUUUGGGUAUAGAGAUGACUGCGAGAAGUGCCGCAUGCGGUUCCCCGGUCACUUUGCGCACUUUGUUUGACCCUUUCGUUCUUUUUUCUUCUUUGCAAGGUGGCUUGGGUUCCGUAAGACAGGGUCGUCCGCGAGCCAGAGUUGUUUUCACCUCCUCCCUCCGUUUGACCUUUUAUUUGGCACGGCACUCACUCACUUGUACGAGUAUUACGGUCGUUCUUGAGCGUUUCCUCUUGUUUCGGUCUGCUUCUAUACCGGGCUCAUAUGGUUCAUUUGGUCCUGUGGGAAGGACUAUAGAUAUCUCCUCCAACCCCCACCUCCUCUGCAGCGCUUCCUCUUGUUGCUUGUGCAUCAUGGUCAUCAUCAUCAUCAUCAUCAUCAUUGACGACAGUAUCAUCAUCUUCUUCUUUUCAAAAGUCACAGUCACUGUCGUCUUCGUCAAAGCAUGGAGUUUUUGGGGGGUUCAGUUGUGUAAUAUCAUGGGACAUACGGAUGAAAGGGGCAACGGGCUGUGUUGGCCUUUGAAAAGAAAGGGGAUUAGAGAAACAACGUCGGUCUAGACGAAUGGCAUGCUCAUUUGAAAAAGA
Verruconis gallopava is the source of this 1861-nucleotide messenger RNA. RefSeq lists its product as uncharacterized. NCBI's taxonomy places the organism in Eukaryota, Fungi, Ascomycota, Dothideomycetes, Venturiales, Sympoventuriaceae. Bases 340 to 1344 code for a protein of 334 amino acids. The transcript has 2 exons. The record is from RefSeq and is a predicted model, not a curated record.